CCUCACGGCACACUUAGGCGCCGCGGGGAACGCUUUUCGCGGUGCACCGCGGCGGCUCUGCAAGAUGGCGGCGCCCGUUGGCCGCUGCUUGUGGAGAGUACUGGCCCCGUGUCGUGGGUGGGUCGUCCCCGGGCUCGACCAGCGCCUCGCCGCCGCCCCCGCUUUGGUGAGCGCCGCGCCGCCCGGCCGGCCCUACGCUGCGGCAGCGAAAACUGCAAAAAGAGAUUCAAAAAAGACCAAGCAAGAAGAAAGAAAGAAGAAACAAGUAACUAACAGGCGGCCGCUGAUGAGCAAGCCCGUGGAUGAUGUAUACUUGACGUGGUAUUAUAAGCGACCAUCCUAUGAUGUAGAAAAGGCUGUGGGUAUGCUAAAAAAAUUUCAGGAACUGGACUUCACUUACCCCAAGCAGCAUGUCUAUAUUAAUGUAUUCCUAGAUAUGGCACUACAGAAGAAGAAAAAAGUGGAACCGUUUUCAAGCAUUGUUGUUCUUCCACAUCGCUUUACAGAUGAAACAAAUAAGGUCUUGGUUUUCACAGAGGAUGAGCAAGAAGCUGAAAUAGCUCGAGCAAAUGGAGCUGCUGUUGUGGGAGGAGUUGAAUUAGUCAAAUGGAUUUUGGAAGAUGAAAUCCAAGUGGACUUCUAUGUAGCUGUUCCUGCAAUAAUGCCUAAGUUAAUACCGUUAAGAAACAAACUAAAGCGAAAAUACCCAAGCACGAGAAGAAAUUCCAUGGGCCAUGAUAUUCCCAAAAUGCUGCAGUUCUUCAGAGAAGGUCUUGAGUACAUGGUACAAGAUGAGCGUGUAAUCAAGACAAGAAUAGCAAGACUGGAUAUGCCUACUGAGCAGAUCAUUGCCAAUCUAAAAGCAGUUAUCCAUGAUAUCUGCACAUUCAAGCCAUUGACUGAUGGUCCUUUUGUGCAGAAAUUGGUUAUUAGAUCUUCAACAAGUGAAGGUUUGCUGUUGAACCUUGAUGGACUUCUACCUGAGGUGGAGAAAGUAGAAGAAGAAAAAGAAGAAAAUGAAGAAGAUGACAAAGAGAAGCAUGUCCAGGAAUCUCUUAGCACCUGAUCUCUUUCCUUGUAGAUCUGAUGCAGCUUGGAAAGCAAAUGUUGUAAUUCAAAUUAUACUUUAUGAAAGAAAAAAAAUCAUAACUUGUGAAUGUCGCUUGUAAAUUCUGUAUAACAAGAAACAUUGUCACAAACAGGAGUCCGUUGUCAAAACUGAAGCUGUUUUAAAUUCCUUUUGCUGGUAGCUGAAAGCUCCCUAAUUUGUGUGGCGCUUUUCUUUGCACAUAAUGGUUCUUACUUUAUUAAAAGUAUUUCUGUAACUUC
This is a messenger RNA of Falco peregrinus (peregrine falcon), 1329 nucleotides long. It is a transcript of the gene MRPL1, whose product is annotated as mitochondrial ribosomal protein L1. The transcript is spliced from 9 exons. Lineage: Eukaryota; Metazoa; Chordata; Aves; Falconiformes; Falconidae. Bases 65 to 1066 code for a protein of 333 amino acids. The record is from RefSeq and is a predicted model, not a curated record.